Molecule: messenger RNA, 760 nt
Organism: Paramecium sonneborni
Lineage: Eukaryota; Ciliophora; Oligohymenophorea; Peniculida; Parameciidae
Source: the annotation of a GenBank genome assembly
AAUGAUAAAAAACCUAAAUAGGACUGUUAUUAUCAGGACUUCGCAUAGUCGUAAGCAAUCUACUUCAUCUGUUGAUUCUGAUAGCACUUCAACAAAAUCAGAAAUAAAAUUUAAAUCACCAAUAUUUAUUUAACAGCCUCUUUAACCCUUGAAAGAGGUCAGCGAACCUAAUACUCCAGAUGCUGUGAAAAUUCCACAAACAUCAAAAGCUUCUACAAGAAAGUCAAGAUUUUAAAAACCUGCUCCUGAGACUAAAAAAGAAAGUAGUUAAUCUUCAGAUUCAAGUUCGGAUGCAUCAGAACAUGAUAUUUGGAAUGAUGAUGAAAUACUAUUGAAGGGAGUUCAUUUGGGGGAAUUUCAAAACUUAUCACCAACUGAUGAAUUGCAAAUGCUAUAUAAAAUAAGAUUUGAAACUUAUCCUCAUAAAAAGGAAUAAAUUUCAGAAGAAUAGUUAGCACUUGAGGUAUAGAGACUAAUAAAUAAAUUGAAAUUUCAUUAUUUGAAAUAUAAAAAGAUCUUACCUCUAGAGAAUCUUAAAGAUUAUACAUAGCAAUACAAUAUUAAUGAUGAUAUAAAUUAUAUGAGAUUUUGGGAUUAUUUUAGAGUAAGAACAAAUCAUAGAAAGCAUAAAUAAUUAAUCAUGCCAACAAAAAACACUAAAGAAAAUCGAAGUUAAUAGCCCUUAAAUCCAACAAUUCGAAAUAAUUAGCGAAUCAAAACUGAAUAUCGAAUUAAAAGCUUGAAUGCAAGAAGAUUAUGA